CCCCGCACACCCACCACUCUCCUACUUGUCCACCUCCCUCUUUGCUCCGGUCAACCCUGCGUCGGCCCCGAUCGAUCUCCGCCUGCCAUGUCGCCCGACGACGCGUCCAGGAAGUCGCCCGUGCCGCCGCCGUCUCCGCCGCCGAUGGACUCGUGGGCUCGUGGAGGGCGUCGCUCCAGGCGCCGUGGGGGCAGCUCUGGCGGCGGCGCCGAGUCCGAGGAGGAGUACCUGGCGCUCUCCCUCCUCAUGCUGGCGCGCGGCGUCCGCGGCGAGGUCGAGGACGGCGGCGUCGGAGGCGUCAAGGGCGUGGGAGCGGCGCCGGCGCCGACCAAGGCGCAGGGGUACGAGUGCUCCGUGUGCGACAAGGUCUACGCGUCCUACCAGGCGCUGGGCGGCCACAAGACGAGCCACCGGAAGCCCCCGACGCCGCCAGCGGCGUCGGCAGGCGGCGACGAGGCUUCCGGCGCCGCCCCCGUGGAGGCCAAGGUGCACCAGUGCUCGCUCUGCCACCGCACGUUCCCGUCCGGGCAGGCGCUGGGCGGGCACAAGCGCCUGCACUACGAGGGCGGCGCCGCGGCCGACGGGACCGGCAAGGACAAGGAGGCCGCCAAGGCGAAGGCGGCGGAGCUGCUGAGGGACUUCGACCUGAACCUGCCGGCGUCGGGGGUGGCCGGGGACGAGGCCGAGAGCGCGCCCCCGGAGGCCAAGAGGGCGCGGUUGAUGCUACUAGCAGUCUGAUCAGUGGCGGCGGCGCGGCGCGGCGCGGCGCGGCGCGGGAUUUAGGUUUUUGAUUGAUGGUUUUAGGAGGAAUUCCUCUCUAGGUUUUCGAUUGUUGUUUGGUUGGUUCAAUUCGUUCUGGCCCUCGAUUGGAAUUGCGGCGUUGAUAUGGUAAGCGCUGGCGUGGCUAGCUGGUAAUGGUAUUACCAAAUUUGCUUACCUGUCCAUAUUUUUGACUCUGGCCGUCGGAUAAAGAAUCGGGCGGCUAGCUGGGAAUGGGAUAGGACUUGCUGUGUAAGCCUUUGAUCAAAUCACAUAGAAACUUUUCUUCUUUCCUU
This is a messenger RNA of Hordeum vulgare subsp. vulgare (domesticated barley), 1055 nucleotides long. RefSeq names its product zinc finger protein ZAT6-like. Lineage: Eukaryota; Viridiplantae; Streptophyta; Magnoliopsida; Poales; Poaceae. The transcript has a single exon. The coding region runs from base 88 to 738 and encodes 216 amino acids. The record is from RefSeq and is a predicted model, not a curated record. Gene Ontology annotation, molecular function: DNA-binding transcription factor activity.